ACCAGUCACGUGACCACCUUCUCCUGCGGUAAUGUGAAGAAAUGGCCUGAAAAUGCGGAAAGCAAAGAUUAUUUAUACUUUAGUCUUCUUCUUCUCCCUUCUCCAGCAGUCGUGUUGUGACGUUAAUUCCAUCAUUGGCUAUUGCCUCAGCUCUGAAGGCCUCGGCCUUCCCCGUUACAUAAAAAGAGUCACUGUAAAUGAUGCCACUGUCUUUUACUAUGACAGCAACAUGCAUUCAACAGCACCAUGUCCCGAUUGGCUCAGCACCACAGCUUGUCAGCACUGGAAAGAGAUGAGUUUUUUAACACAGUACAACCAGAAACUUAUGUCUGAAGCACUCCAAACAGCCAUCAAGCAGUUCAAUCUCACAGGCACCUUUUCAGAUAUUAAUGUAUAUCAAGCCUGCAGUCGCUGUGACCUCUAUCCAAAUGGCACAGUCAAGGCAGUUUUAACCCACGGGUUCAAUGGGAUGGACUUCUUAACUUUAGAUUUUGACAGUAAGACGUUCAUACCUUCUGUUCCUCAAGCCAUCAUAUAUAAAAGGAUUAGGGAGAAGGAUGAAAUCUUGCUUGAACGCGUGAUGGCUUACUACAAAAAGACCUGUUUUGACCACCUUAAGAUGUUCUUAGAGAAUUCUCCUGCAGUCAACAUGAAGAAAGCUCCAGAGGUCAGGAUUUUUGAGAAGCAGAGGGCUGGUUCCACUCUCCUCACGUGUCAUGUGACUGGGUUUUACCCCAAAGCCGUGCAGGUGAAGUGGAUUGGGGCAGAUUUACAGCAGGAGGAUCUCGAGACGAAUGAUGUUCUGCCUAAUGGUGAUGGUACAUAUCAGACCAGAAGGAGUGUGAUCAGACCUGAGGAGAACACAGGAGAUCAGCACUACAGCUGUGUAGUGUAUCACAGCAGCGUUGAGGGAAAUAUUACAGUCACCUGGGGUAAAGAAGAGAAACUCUUCAAGCUUCCUGUUCGGAUGACACUAGGCUUCAUUUUCAUGGUUACUGUAGUUGGGCUUGUAAUACGAUGCUUCAUUAAAAGUAAAGAUGCUGUGACUGAAAGUGAUGACUCAUGAGAAGAUCGAGCUGUCUAUCCUUGAUCUCGAACUCCUACAGUCCUCAGGUCUAGCUGUUUCUUCUUGGAUAUUUGCACAAAUCUCUUCGUUAAGGUCAAUCUAAAUGAAGAAUCAGAAUCUUUUUUUUAAUUUUAAUUUUUUUGUUUACAAAAGCUAAACGACACGGACAUAGUGUAUUCAUCACUUGACCAUUCACACGAACAAAUUCUCAGUGUUUAGCACAACUUCAUCAGAAUCAGAUGUUUUGUUUUACAAUAACGGACGUAUCCGGUUCUCAUUUUAACAAUCUCGGGCCAUUGUGAUCCAAGUAAUUUUUUUUUUUUUUUAAACCUCUGAAUAUUUUAACUUCUUAGACUCCCAGGAACAACCAUCUACUGCAUUUACUUUCAUAAUGACAGACAUGUCCUUUUAGGUUCACUGUAGCUUGUGAAUAAUAUAUUUUAAGAUAAAACUGUUUCUAACCUGGCGACUUGUCCAGGGUGUACCCCGCCUUUCGCCCGUAGUCAGCUGGGAUAGGCUCCAGCUUGCCUGCGACCCUGUAGAACAGGAUAAGCAGCUAGAGAUGAUGGAUGGAUGGAGAAACUGUUUCCCCUUGUAUACAUGUUUUAUUUUUAUUUAUUAGUUUUCUUGUUUUCCAUUUUUUUCUUUCUAUCCAUGGACAGUUUUAACUACAGCAUUCCGUACAUAAUUUAUUUUUGUAUUACAAGUUGUUUAUACUAGAUUUUGAUCAGAUUUUUCCCUUUUAUAAUUUCUCUGUUCUUCCCUAUAUUUAAUAGGAUAACAUGAUGU
Molecule: messenger RNA, 1855 nt
Organism: Neoarius graeffei (lesser salmon catfish)
Lineage: Eukaryota; Metazoa; Chordata; Actinopteri; Siluriformes; Ariidae
Product: class I histocompatibility antigen, F10 alpha chain-like
Exons: 6
Coding region: 53-1066 (337 amino acids)
Biological process (GO): immune response
Cellular component (GO): external side of plasma membrane
Source: RefSeq, a predicted model, not a curated record